Molecule: messenger RNA, 1144 nt
Organism: Oryza sativa Japonica Group (Japanese rice)
Lineage: Eukaryota; Viridiplantae; Streptophyta; Magnoliopsida; Poales; Poaceae
Biological process (GO): shoot system development; root development
Source: RefSeq, a predicted model, not a curated record
GCCAAAUGACCUUAGCCAACACACGAAAAAGCCAACGAUUUCUCUAUUUUUCAACGUGCAAGUGUGUGCAAACCAUCACCUGCCCCCCGCCUCCCGUAUAAAACCCCGCACGCCGUCUUCCUCACGAACACGAAGGAUUCAUUCGACCGAUCAAGAUUGAAGAAGCGACCUGAUCAGUGGCAGCAGCAGCGGUGAGCUCGAUGAUUGGAAUGCAAUUGACGAUCAGGCCGGCGGCGGCGAGGUCGGCCAGCUUGCCGAGGGAGCACUCGCACCCGGUCGUGGCGCGGCUCGACGGCGGCAUCAGCGCGCUCAGGUCAUGGUCCGCCGCCGCGGCGAGGUUGUCCGGUGUUGACGGCGACGGGAGGUGCGACGGGCUCGCGCUCGUGGAGGACGUGCUGGCGGUGCUCGGCGAGCUUCUUGGGCUGCCGCAGGCCGCGGCGGCCAUCCACCGCGCCGGCGGCGGCGCCGCAUGCGAGCGCGCGCUCGACGGGUUCCUGGCGCUCGCCGACGCCUACGGCACGUUCGAGUCGGCGGUGCUCGCGCUCAGGCAGAGCGCGGCGGAGCUGCGCGCCGGCGCGCGGCGUGGCGACGGCGCGACGGUCGCCACGGCGCUCCGAGCGCACCGGCGGACGGAGAGGGAGCUGUGCCGCCUCGCCGCCGCGAUGCGACACGCGGUGCGGCGCACGCCGGCGGCGGCGUCGAGGACAGCGAACGACGCCGACGGCGAGGUGGUCGGCAUCGUGGCGGAGGCGGCCGCGGUGACCGCGGCGGCGUCGGAGGCGAUCCUCCUCCGGUGCGCGGCAAUGUCGCGGGACGUGCCGGCCAUGGUGCAGACAGCGGCAUCGCACAAGUGGGCGUGGCUUGGCGUGACUCGGGCGGCCAAGAAGGCGGCGUCGCCGGCAUUGGAGAAACUGGAGGAGCUGGAAGAAUGCAUUGGUGAGAUGGAGAGUGGCAGCGAGAAGGUGUUCAGGAGGUUGCUGCAGACAAGAGUUUCACUCCUAAACAUCCAUAAUCCCUUGUAAUUCUGCAGCUAUGUUGGUGACUUGUGUGUGUAUACAGCUAGGUAGGAUUUAAGGUAGGAUAUUAGAAGAAGUAGGAAUGUGUAUAAUCACUGUGAUAUAUUUAAGUUAGUUUCACCUGGGCA